Messenger RNA from Centruroides sculpturatus (bark scorpion), 3635 nucleotides. RefSeq names its product tudor domain-containing protein 5-like. Lineage: Eukaryota; Metazoa; Arthropoda; Arachnida; Scorpiones; Buthidae. The record is from RefSeq and is a predicted model, not a curated record. The transcript has a single exon. The coding region runs from base 140 to 3187 and encodes 1015 amino acids.
UGGCUAUUAACCGAAAAAACAUUUGGCGAUAUUUGGCUAUUUUUCGAGAAACUUUGAUGUUAGUUUAAGUGGUGAAGCGCGUGAUGGUUUGGUUCGAAAGUUUAAUUGAUGGUUUAUAGAAAUAUAAGUAAAGUAGAAAAUGAGCGACAAAAACAAACUAUUAUUAGAAACUAAGCAAAUUGUUCGUUCGAUUUUAAUUUCCUGCCCAUCGAAGAUCAGCAUUGGACAGUUAUGUAAGGAUUAUCGUGAUUUAAACGGGAGAACGCUUCCUUAUACUGAGUUAGGUUAUAAGACUGCCGAAGAUUUCGUUAAAAGCUUGAAUGAUGUAGUUCGUAUGGAAUGGAUGCCUGACAUGAACGAAUAUGGAUUAGGAGUAGUAGCUGAUGCUUCCACUAAACAUAUCGAAAAAAUGGUUAAAAGACAGAAGAAAAAUACAAAAAAGCGUCAUGUUGUAAAGAAAAAGAAUGUUGCUCCACCACGUUACCAAGCGCAUUGUAAAAGUGUUGCUCCAUCGUUGAAUGCUAAUACCUUGAAGCCAAAGCCUGUUACAAAGAUUGCAUCGAAGGUUACUAAAUCAAAAACUACCAAACCGAAAGGUAGCAAACCAAAAGAAUACCCAAAAGAUUGUCUUUUGGACAUAAAUGUAAGAUUUGCUCCAAAUUUUUGUGAUAACAUUAAGAAAACUUUAAGAAAAGAAUUAAGCAAUAUGUUUCCAGUUAAGUUAAAAACCAAGAUUGUAGAAUUAUUACAUCAUUUAGGAGGAAGUAUUGAUUUAAGAAAUUUUUCGUAUGCUUUCAAAGAAUAUUUUGGAAGUGAUUUUCCUGUUGAAAAUUUGGGGUUCCGCUCAUUGACUGAAUGUUUAAUGUAUAUUCCCGAUAUUGUUAAGUUGGAAUGUAUUGGUUCUUAUUAUUUUGUAAAACUUAACCCAAAUAUUUGCAAACCAACUGUUGCUACUAAUAAUAGUUUGCAUAAAAAAUCCAAUUCUGAACUUUCGGAACCGACUCCAAAUACUGAGAAUUUCAAUUUGAAGCCCAACUUCGAUUUUAGGAUUAAUAAUAGUAAAACUGGAAAUCUCGAUACACGAGAAAAUUGUAAUAAAAAAAUUAACGAAAAUACAGUUUCUACAUUAAAAGUUUUUGAUAUUUUAAGACUCAAAGCUGCAAAUAGCAGUGCUUUUCAAAAUUCAGAUCGGAAAGAAAUUGACAAUUUAGAAAGUUUGAAACAAAAUGUUGGUUCUUCAAUAAAUAAAACUAAAUUAUUUGAUAAUAUACAAAGUAGUGUGGAAAAAGUAAAUAAAUUGUACAAUUUUCACAAAACAUUACCAAAUGAGAUUAAAAAGGAGUUCCAACAAGUUUUAUCUUCUCAUUCUGGAAUUUUAGCAUCUAAAUUUCUCAGUGAAUAUUUUAAAUUCACUGGAAAAUGCUUUAAAUUAUCUGACUAUAACUUUUUUGAUAUUAUGGAAUUAGUUUUUGCUUUUCCUGAGAUAUUUAAAGUUAUUUCUUUACAUAAUGAAAAAAAUGAUUGGUUAUUAUAUGCUUGCGAUGAGUAUGAGCCAAAAAAUUGCCAUAAAUCAAAUUGUUUAAUUGAAUGUUCUCAGGAUUAUACAGACAAUUCAACUUUUGAUAGCUCUCUGAAAGAAAAUAUAAUAAAUUUGAUAAAAUAUUUAAAGAAGAUUUCUUCAGAUGAUUUUGAAAAGAUUUACAAAAAUAAAUUCCAAAGUGAACUUCCAUUGGCAAGAUUCGGCUGUGAUAAUAUAGAAUCUUUUAUCUUUGAAUUAUCUAAUAGUCUACCAAUUGAAUUGUCAUUUGAAGGAUCUACUUUAUUCAUUUCUUUAUGUUCAGAUUAUCCAUGUACAGAAACUAUAAAUCCUUAUAUUCCAGAAUUAAUGAAUGGAAUUCCUCAAGAUUCAGUAAUUCCAGGUGAUAAAUACACAUUACAAUCUCUUCCUGAGAAAUUAACAGAUUUUAUAUCAAUUUCUGUGUGUGAUAUUGAUAGCCCUGAUCAAUUUUGGAUUCAACUUAAAGGAAAAACAACUUCUGAAAGUUUAAAAACACUUAUGGAAAAUCUUCAGGUAACAUAUAAUAAUAAAAAAAAUGAUAAAUACCAGAUGCCAGAUGAUUUUGUUGCAGAACAUAAUGUAUGUGCUGUAUUGUGGUCUUUCAAUAACACUUGGCAUCGUGGGAUCAUAACCAAAGUCCUUCAUAAAGAUCAGGUUGAAGUAUUUUAUGUAGAUUAUGGUACAAAAUGCAAGGUAUCAAAAAGAUCUCUGAGACUAUUAAAAAAAGAAUUUUUGAGCUUACCAUCUCAAGCCCUUAAAGGAAGAUUAUCUUAUGUUCAGCCUAUCAGUGGAAUACACUGGAGUGAAAAAGCAAAAAUUAGAUUUUCAGAAUUGUGCAUGGAUAAAGAAUUAGUAGCACUAGUAACUAACACUCACUUUGAAGACAGAAUAUCUAUUUUUCUAUGCAAUAUAACAAAUAAUCAGAAUAUAAACAUAAAUGAUAUUUUAAUUGAAGAAAAUUUAGCUCUUCCAUCUCUUGAUCUUACAAAUUCUAGUUGUACUGCUGAAAAUUUUAAAACAGCAGAUGUGUAUGAAGAAAAUGAAUCUUAUCAGUUGUGUGAUGCAAACGAAGAAUUUGAUUUUAAUAUUACUAAAUUGUUUCUUACAGAAAAUAAUGAUAUUCAUGUCAUUGUUCUAAAUCAGAAACCAUUUAUAUCCAAUGGAGAUAUAGCUUCAUUGUUUCAAAAGUCAGAAGGAUUAGAGAAAGCACUUUUGGCAAAGAAAGCUCUAAUUCCUUACAUAAUUCUUGAAAGAUCUGAUAAUGAAAGAUUAUUUAUGGAAUUAAAACGAAAUAAAGUGAGAGGAAUCAAAGAACCUUGGAAUAGUAUUACUAUUUAUCCUUUUGAAAGUAUAAUUAAUAUUUUAAUUUGUUUACAACAUCCAUCUCAAAGUCUAAUGAAUGAAAUUGAAAAAAAAAUAAAGGAAUUUAAGAAUAAUAUUGAUAACACACAGAUAAAUGAAUUAAAAGAAAUUAUUUAUUAUGAAGACAAGAAAAGAAAAGAUAUUAUUCAAAAAAUGUUGGAUAAUGGUGUUUGUGAAGAAUAUGUUGAAGAAGUACAACGUAUUGAACAAAGAAUUCACUUAAUUACAUUGAAAAUAAAAGACUUAAAAAAAAGGCUUUCCUUAUAACUUUUAUUGAAAUUAAUUUUGAUUUAAAAAAAUUCAAAAAUAGUUAUUACUAUUGUUUUUUUUUUUUUAGAUAGUACAAGAAUCAGUAUGUCUUAUAUCAAGAUAUUUAAAGUGUUUUCGACGAAUAUUCAAAUAAUAUAUUUAUCAAAAUAGUUAUUAUUAAUUUAGAAUUUUUUUAAUUAAAUGUUUUUUCAACAGUUUUGUUAAAACAGAAAUAAAUGAAACAAUAUUUGUAUUUAAAAACUAUUAUUUGGAUUUAAAGUUUAUUGGAUCAGAACUGAUCUUUUUGAAUAAAAGUGCCUUAAUGUAUAAAUACUGCUUUCUGAAAUACUGUUAACAAAUCUUUCAUAUCAAUUUUAAUUCCAUUUAUUCAGCAUUUUCGGUUUUUUAAUAUCAAUAGUUUAUAAGUACAAUAAUAAAAGAUGUAUGAUUGAUUUUGAACAAUAAA